UUCCGGAUGAAAAUACGGUUGCAACAAAUGUUAAAAAGGGAUCCCCUUUUUCUGCUCCAGGGGUUUCAGGACAAAUACUCAGUGCUUAUAACGCACUGUGGCAUUGUGGCGGUAUGUUUCAGUUUUUAACACAUUAAUUGGACUGCUAACCAUGGGAGUGCACGGACUGUGGAGGCUGCUGGAGAGCACAGGGAAACCCAUCAAUCCCGAGACACUGGAGGGAAAGAUCCUUGCUGUUGACAUCAGUAUAUGGCUGAACCAGGCGGUGAAAGGGGUGAGGGACCGUGAAGGCAACAGCGUCCACAACGCCCACCUGCUCACUCUCUUCCACCGCAUCUGUAAGCUGCUCUUCUUCCGCAUCAGGCCAGUCUUUGUGUUUGAUGGGGAUGCACCGCUGCUGAAGAAGCAGACCCUUGCUCUGAGGAGGCAGAGGAAGGAGGAGCUGACUCGCGAGUCCAGAAACACCAACGAGAAACUGCUCAAAACAUUCCUGAAGAGACAGGCUAUCAAAGCUGCACUUGGAGACCACAGUAAGGAGCCUCUCCCGAGCCUCUCCAGCGUGAGGAGAAAUGAGGUGGAUGACAUGUAUGUUCUUCCGGCACUGCCACCCGCAGAGGAGAAAGCCAAAAGCAGCUCAGAGGAGGAGGAGGAAGAAAGAGAGGAGGAGGAAAUGGUUGAUAGUUAUUACAUGUAUCAGGGAGAAGUGUGUGAAGACCCCAACUCAAUGGACAUCAACUCAGAGGAGUUUGCCAGCCUGCCUCCUGAAAUGAAACAUGAGAUCCUCAAAGACAUGAAAGAGUUUUCCAAAAGACGGCGCACCAUGUUUCACAAACCUCCAGAGCGGUCCGGAGACUUUUCACAGUACCAGCUGGCUGGCCUGCUGCAGAGGAACCGGCUGAACCAGCGUCUGGAGGGUGUGGAGAAGGAGAUGAACCACCGGAGCGCGGGCAGUGCUCCAGAUGUCUGCCAGCAGGACGGAGCUCAGCAUAGCGUGGAGGCACAGCGGCUGGUUUCAGAAGACCAUUCUCACUAUAUCCUUAUCAAAGGUUCCAAAAAGAGUGAGACAGCCCCUGAGAGCCAACCUGCAGCUGCACCCUGGGCUGGGAGCUCCCUGUCAGGCUGUCAAAGACGGGCCAAAGACAAACCCGAGCCUCUUUGGCGUCCCGUCUGUGAGGAAGAAGAUAAAGCGCAAGCUACCUCCUCAGGCGACUCCAAACCCUCAGCAUCAAAACCGUCUGAUGGAGACGCUUCACCGCCCUCGCCUCGGACACUCAGAGCUAUCCAGGCUGUGAUUAACGAUAGCUCUGACGAGGAGAAGUCCGACCGGGUUAAGACGAAUGGCGGCAGCAUGUCUCCACGCACACUGCUGGCAAUCCAACAGGUUCUGGCUGAGGAUGAAGGUGGAGCUGCUGGAUUUAAGAGUAGCUCACCCACCAAUCAAACAAAUAUUCAUCACCGUGCCCCACGAGCCGUCACCAGCAGCUCAGAGGAAGAGGCCGAACCUUCACUCAAAGAAAAAGACCUUAAUACGAAGCUCACGGGGCAAAAUUUACAUGACAAAGACGGGUUGUUAGAUAGCAGCUCUGAAGACGAGAUGGAAGAAUUGAUUGGACAGAGAAAUAAAGCACUUCGAUUAGCAGCAAAGGAGAUCAGCUCAGAAGAUAGGAUGAGGAAAGCAGAACUGUCUGAGGAUAUAAAGACAAGCUGUCCGACACAAGUAGAGAAACAAGAACAGGUUAAUAGACGAGAAUCAGAGCGCACACCACAGGAUGCUGCUGCUGCUGCAAACAGUCAAAACCCAGUAUCCACAAACCUCUCUCCUCAGCUCUCUGGAAGACCCGCCGCACUCUUAGAGCAGUUCACCGAAGCUCCAGAGAAAAAUGGAUAUGAAGUGAAGUCAGAGAGCAGCGAGGAAAACGAGUCAGAAGAGAGCUUCAUUGAGGUCUCAGAAGACGACUCAAAAGAGGAGACUGCAGAUGAUUCCCUCGUGAUAACUGGAGAGAAAGCACAUCCAGAUGAAGUCCAUAAAGAUGACGCAAAGGCGGAAGGAAACUCGGAGGAAAGUUUAACAGAAAUUUCCUCAACUGUUGCUCUGAACUCAGAGGAAGAAGCAAAGGCGCAGAAUGAGAUGAAAGAGGAGACGGAGACGGAAUCCAGAUCAGCUCCAGCCAUCAAUGAAUGGGAACACUUUGAUGUUGAUGAGUUGCAGGCCCUGGAGAGCUCCCUGCAGGUGGAGCAGAGCAAUCUGAGGGAGCAAAAACAGCAGCAGGAGAGAAUGGCCAACACAGUCACCGGGCAGAUGUACCUGGAGAGCCAGGAGCUGCUGCGACUGUUCGGCGUCCCAUAUCUGGUGGCUCCGAUGGAGGCCGAGGCUCAGUGUGCGGCGCUCGAUUGGGCCGACCACACGCACGGGACCAUCACCGACGACUCGGAUGUGUGGCUGUUCGGAGGACGUCACGUUUACAAGAACUUCUUCAGCCAGGACAAAUAUGUUGAACAUUACCAGUACAGCGACCUGCAGAGCCAGCUCGGUCUGGACAGGACUAAAAUGAUAAAUCUGGCUUACCUGCUUGGAAGUGACUACACGGAGGGUGUGCCAGGGGUCGGCUACGUGACUGGCAUGGAGAUACUGAAUGAGUUUCCAGGACCAGGGCUGGAGCCACUGAUACAGUUCAGUAACUGGUGGUCAGAGGCUCAGGAGAAAAAGCGCCUGGUAUCUGAUCCUCGGGACACAAAAGUUAAGAAGAAGCUGAGGGAUGUGAAACUGCAGCCUGGUUUCCCCAACCCUGUGGUGGCUCAGGCUUACCUGCACCCCACUGUUGACCAGUCAGAGAGCUUCUUCAGCUGGGGACGCCCACAGCUGGACAUGAUCAAAGAAUUCUGCCUGAGUCGCUUUGGCUGGAGCAGUCGGAAAACAGAGGAGACUCUUCAACCUGUGAUCAAGCAGCUCAACACCCAGCAGACUCAGCUGCGGAUAGACUCGUUCUUCCGCAUGGAGCAACGUGAGAAGCAGGCGAUCCGCAGUCAGCGACUCCGCCGAGCGGUCACCUGCUUGAAGCGAAAAGAGAGGGAAGGAGGAGCCGAGGAGGAAGAGGACGACAGUGAGGACGAUACACAUUCCCCGUCUAAGUCUAAGAAAGGGAGUCAGGAUAAAGGAGGAGAGGAAAAAGAUGUGAGGAGAUCUGUGGCAGGAGGAGGCUUUUUAGGUUCAGAGAUGACUGAUGAAUCUCCUCUUACAGCUCUCAGAGAUAGCAGUAGCACCAGUCAUGACUCCCUCUCAGUAAAGACUGUUCCUCAGUCUAAUAAAACUCCACCUAAGAGAACCAGGAUGAGCAGCAGCAGCUCUGGUGAGGACAGCGAUGGUGGUCCUGGAGUUGCUAUGGUUACAGCCCGAUCUGUGUUCGAGGGGAGCCGGAGAGGACGCGGAGCGAAAAGCACGAGAGGGAGAGGAAGCAUGAGAGGAAAAGGCAGGGGGAAGAAGACAUGAGGACUUUGAUACGUACUCCCAAAUGUCUGACAUCUACAUCUCUGAUAAACUCAGGGUUUCCCUUUUAUGAAACAUGAAUUUGUUAAAAACUGCUAUGAACUAUGAAUAGAAAAUUAUUUUCCUGCUUGUAGAUGUUUGUGUGAUAGCAAUGAGAUUAUUGUGCAUUAAAUCUAUGAGAUGUGAUACAUGUUCACCUGUCAUUUGUCGCCCUCGUGUGUCAACAAUGAAACUGAGACAGAUGCAGGUUUUCAAACUCCUUCUUUCAGGUCUUAUUUCAGCCUCUUUUUAUCCGUGCUAUCACUUCUACCUACUCUGACUUGAAUAAACAAACAUGUUUAAACUUUUGCA
Oreochromis niloticus (Nile tilapia) is the source of this 3835-nucleotide messenger RNA. It is a transcript of the gene ercc5, whose product is annotated as excision repair cross-complementation group 5. NCBI's taxonomy places the organism in Eukaryota, Metazoa, Chordata, Actinopteri, Cichliformes, Cichlidae. The transcript is spliced from 15 exons. Gene Ontology annotation, biological process: nucleotide-excision repair. Bases 152 to 3487 code for a protein of 1111 amino acids. Gene Ontology annotation, molecular function: DNA endonuclease activity; single-stranded DNA binding. Gene Ontology annotation, cellular component: nucleus. The record is from RefSeq and is a predicted model, not a curated record.